UAUCUGCACCUGGAUGCAUUUUGUUCCCAACAUCACCUUUGGUCACCCUGUGGUAGAAAGCCUCCAAAAGCAGCUAGGCCAGGACCCUUUCUUUGACAUGCACAUGAUGGUGUCCAGGCCGGAACAGUGGGUAAAACCAAUGGCUGUAGCAGGAGCCAAUCAAUAUACUUUUCAUCUUGAAGCUACUGAAAACCCGGGGGCUUUGAUCAAAGACAUUCGGGAGAAUGGAAUGAAGGUUGGCCUUGCUAUCAAACCAGGAACUACAGUUGAGUAUUUGGCACCAUGGGCUCAUCAGAUAGAUAUGGCCUUGGUUAUGACAGUGGAACCUGGGUUUCGAGGGCAGAAAUUCAUGGAAGAUAUGAUGCCAAAGGUUCACUGGUUGAGGACCCAGUUCCCAUCUUUGGACAUUGAGGUUGAUGGUGGAGUAGGUCCUGACACCAACCAUAAAUGUGCAGAGGCAGGAGCUAACAUGAUUGUAUCUGGCAGUGCCAUUAUGAGGAGUGAGGACCCCAGAUCUGUGAUCAACCUGUUAAGAAAUGUUUGCUCAGAAGCUGCUCAGAAACGUUCUCUCAAUCGAUGAAAGCACAAGGAGUCCAGUGUUUCUGCUUAUGAGAUCUCCUUUUUACUGGAAAACAAGAAUAUUGACUACCAAAUCAUACCACAGUUGAGGCAGUGCUGCUUUUCUGAGCAAUUAUUCAUUCCAGUGACUAAAAUCCAUUUGGCAGAAUGUUCC
Balaenoptera acutorostrata (minke whale) is the source of this 733-nucleotide messenger RNA. Its product is annotated as ribulose-phosphate 3-epimerase-like. Bases 14 to 580 code for a protein of 188 amino acids. NCBI's taxonomy places the organism in Eukaryota, Metazoa, Chordata, Mammalia, Artiodactyla, Balaenopteridae. The transcript has a single exon. Gene Ontology annotation, cellular component: cytosol. Gene Ontology annotation, biological process: pentose-phosphate shunt, non-oxidative branch; carbohydrate metabolic process; pentose-phosphate shunt. The record is from RefSeq and is a predicted model, not a curated record. Gene Ontology annotation, molecular function: metal ion binding; D-ribulose-phosphate 3-epimerase activity.